AUGGCAUACAGGCCGCCGCCUGAGGUCCUCAAGGAGGCCGUGCUGCGCUACAGCCUGGCCGACGAGGCCUCCAUGGACAGCGGGGCGCGCUGGCAGCGCGGGCGGCUGGCCCUGCGCGCCCGAGGCCCCGGCGGCGUGGACCGCGUGCUGGAGCUCUUCGACCCGCCCAAGAGUUCAAAGCCCAAGCUACAAGCAGCCUGCUCCAGCCUCCAGGAGGUCCGGCGAUGCACACGCCUCGAGAUGCCCGACAACCUCUACACCUUUGUGCUGAAGGUAAAGGACCGGACAGACAUCAUCUUUGAGGUGGGAGACGAGCAGCAGCUGAAUUCGUGGAUGGCUGAGCUCCGGAAGUGCACAGGCCAAGGGCUGGAGAGCACAGACCCGGAGCUGCACGUUCCCUCCGCUCCGGAGCCUGGCACAGCCAGCUCUCCCAGGGGAAGCACAGAUUCCCUGAACCAAGGUGCUUCUCCUGGGGGGUUGCUAGACCCAGCCUGCCAGAAGACAGAUCACUUCCUGUCCUGCUACCCCUGGUUCCACGGCCCUAUCUCCCGAGUGAAGGCAGCUCAGCUGGUUCAGCUGCAGGGCCCUGAUGCUCACGGAGUGUUCCUGGUACGGCAGAGCGAGACCCGGCGUGGGGAGUAUGUGCUCACAUUCAACUUCCAAGGCAUAGCCAAGCACCUGCGUCUGUCGCUGACCGAGCGGGGCCAGUGCCGCGUGCAGCACCUUCACUUCCCCUCGGUCAUGGACAUGCUCCACCACUUCCAGCGCUCGCCCAUCCCCCUCGAGUGUGGAUCGGCCUGCGACGUCCGGCUGUCCAGCUACGUGGUGGUCGUCUCCCAGCCACCAGGUUCCUCCAACACCGUCCUGUUCCCCUUCUCCCUCUCUCGCUGGGAUUCAGAGCUGGGCCUUCCCCACCUUAGCUCCUCCGGCUGUCCACGGGGGCUGGGCCCGGAGGGUCUCCCAGGCCGCUCCUCCCCCCAAGAGCAGAUCUUCCACUUGGUGCCUUCGCCCGAGGAACUGGCCAACAGCCUGCGGCACCUGGAGUCGGAGCCUGCCAACCGUGCCCGGGACUCAGACUACGAAAUGGACUCCUCCUCCCGGAGCCACCUGCGGGCCAUAGACAAUCAGUACACGCCUCUCUGACGGGCAGUGGACUCCCAGGCCACAGGACCCUGAAGGAGCGAACAGGAACUGGUGAAUGUACUUUCUUCCCUUCCUUUCAGAGAGAGUGAAGGGACAUUAACUGCUCCUUCCAGUUUGGAUGUGACCCUUCUAUUAGGCCUGUUAAAGGGCCUCCUGUAAGUUCCCACCUGGCUUUCUCCUUAUUGUUUACAGAUGUAGUUCUUGUCCGCAGAUGCCCUAGCUCCUGUCGGGCCCCCAGGACCAGCCCUGGCACUUGGGGGGGGAGGGGGUAAGGACCAGGCUGGCAGUGGAAACUUUUUCUUACUGACACUGUCACAACUGAUGACAGACUUUCUACGUGGGGAACGGGGGGUGGGGGGAGGGGGUCCAUCAGGAAGCCCAAAACACUAACAAGCCCUGGAUCCCUAUGGCUUUCCCGCACAGCUUCCUCCACAUGCAGCUCUGCGCCCCCGCGCCUAUCCGCUUUGACCCAGCCUUACAACAGAGCUCUGACAGGACAGGCUAAAGGUCAAAAAUGAUUUUAAACAUUUUACCUCAGAUAAAUUUUUCAAAUGAUUCAGGUUUUAAAACUAAACCAUUGCUUAUUUCACUGCACUGUUUGAACUAAUACCCAUUCGAUUUUUGUAGUCAGACAGCUAUGCAACCCUCCUGGACUAGGGCUAAGCCAGCACCUGCUGCCAAGGAGCCACUGUCCUUCCUAAAUGUAGAGAAGUGAAACAUGUGGCCAUUUCAGAGAAAUCCAGGCCGUUACUGAACUAGGAGGGCGGCAAAUUCCAGUUCUACCUGGUGCCUUAGGAAUAAACAACUGGAUUCUGCUUCUGGCAUUGUUCUCCUUCCCGGCGGGCUCAGCCCCCAGCAUCCAAUGGCUCAAUUUUCCCACGAGGUUUUAGGCUCAAUCUGGUGCCAUGGCUGACAAGGAGCUCCUCCAACAGCCCAGCCAGUGCGCUGUGCCAGCAGGUCCCGCUGCCUCUGAGGCGUGGGCAUGCACACGUGGGCUCAGAUCUCCAUCUACACCUCUUCACAAGUGACACCACUCACCUGGGGGCUGGCUCCUCCCAGAGAAGCCUCAGUGACGAGGGGCAGUGACUGUGAGGUCAGCUGCCCCUGGGACCAGCUCAGCUUUAACAUGUAUGAUACACGUCAAUUAGAGGCUAAACCAAACCUUGGCCUGAACUUAACUCCUGCCUGCCUUAUCUGGCCAGGGUCAGGGUUUUGUCUGCUCCCUCCAGCCACUCUCAGUAUUCUAAGAGGUGAGACUUUUGCUUAUAGUGCUUAUAGAAUUUUGUGGUGUUUUUUUUUUGGGGGGGGGGGGCAGGCGUGCGGGGCAUCAACUAACCACCUCUUCACUUUUACUUUUAAAAACCAACACUCCUGGGUGUUUCCACAGGUUGUAAAGCAGAUCCAACCCCGAUCCAAAUUUUCGGUCCAUUUCUAAGGACACUUUUUUUCUACAUACCAAGCAGGUUUCGCUAAGCAAAGCGGGAACCAGAGGAGCACACACUAUUUUGAAUGUCUCUUAAAAGAUAAAGCUCAUCACAGAAAGUCCAUGCUGACAAGUCACUGGUGCAGAAAAAGGGCAAAUUAUACAAUGAAACACACCUACCCCCUCCCUCCACAUCUGGGCUAUGACAUCUUCAAGCCAGGGGCACCCACUUCUAAGCAGUCUCAGCACAGACGUCUCAGGUAGUACCAAGAGGCAGCAAACUAGUGGCUCAGCUCUGACCCACUGGCUGCCAAGUACCAGCUCAGAUUCUAACAGAGAGCUGGAAGUCACCGCUCCAGGCUGCUCCAGUCUAAAUGUUCAAGGAAAAUAUUUCCUUUCCAAAUGUGUCUGAGUUACCAGGACACCUCAAAUACAUCCCAACAGAAAGCCCCGCCACAGUUGGGAAGGAGUGACCCUAAGCCAGGCCUCUCCUUUCUGCUAGAGCAGGUAGAGCUGGAGAAGAGGGAGCAGUGGGUCCCUGGGCUGAUGCCCUCACAGUGACCCUGCUGGCCGUAGCUAGCCCACAUGCCACCCUCCUUCCAGUCCUGAUGUGACCACCGCUGGCCUCAAGAGGCCAAGCCAGCACCUCCACAGAAAGCCGGGCUGUGAGUGCCAAAGGGACAGUAAGUACUGCGACCACUGCAGUUCUCUCCAACCAGACAACAGCCAGGAGACUGCUCUCAGCACCGUCACCUCCUGAAUCUGACUUUAACGAACUUUUACAAACUAACAGUCACCAGCACCAAAGAAUUAAGUCAACUAACCUGCCUUGAAUUUUAGACCAGCAAUCCAAUGGCUUUAUCUGGUAUAAAUCUUCUGCCUCUGAUCAUUUCUGGACCGUGUAGGAAAAAGGAAUAGCAAUCAUUAAAAUCUUAGACCACAAAACACUAUUUUUAUAUAUAAAAUCAAGGCCUUGAACUCUUCCCUUCCCUAAGGGUUGCCUAAGAUUCCUUCAUGCUUUUAUUCAGGGCUAACUCUCCUAUUGCAAAUGUCAUGUGAGCGCUAACAUCUCCCACAGGUUAGAGGAACUUGUAUAUUUCCACUGCCUCUAACAAGGACACAUCUGUCACCCAGUGUUGGGCUGGAAUAAGCCACACAUUGUAACAACACAGAAAAUGGGUUCAAUCUUUUAUCAUUACAGGCAGAAGAAGGUAUUUGGCAAAUUGUUAUAUAUUGUUUAUGUACUGUACAAGUAACUUAUUCUUGAAUAACAAAUUUUGCUAUAAUGUAUAAAUUGCUAUAUGUGAAUUAAAAAAUGUUUUCAGAAUAUU
Molecule: messenger RNA, 3897 nt
Organism: Myotis lucifugus (little brown bat)
Lineage: Eukaryota; Metazoa; Chordata; Mammalia; Chiroptera; Vespertilionidae
Gene: SH2B3
Product: SH2B adaptor protein 3
Exons: 8
Coding region: 1-1143 (380 amino acids)
Biological process (GO): intracellular signal transduction
Cellular component (GO): plasma membrane
Molecular function (GO): transmembrane receptor protein tyrosine kinase adaptor activity
Source: RefSeq, a predicted model, not a curated record